Molecule: messenger RNA, 1314 nt
Organism: Cotesia congregata
Lineage: Eukaryota; Metazoa; Arthropoda; Insecta; Hymenoptera; Braconidae
Source: the annotation of a GenBank genome assembly
AUGAGUCAGAAAAAACUUGAGCUAAGUAACUUAAGAAAUGAAAUGAUCAAAUUUUACAUCGAAGCGCAUAACAUGUGGCCUGACAUGAGAUUCAGCUACAAUUUGACAAUAGAAGACUGGACAUUUCUUCACACAGCAGUGGACCAAUCUGACGAAGAACUAGUAGACUAUCUUCUGCAGAAAAAAGCUGACCCUAAUAUUAACGUAAAAAUUUACGGAACUCCUCUUCAUCUUGCGAUAAAAAAAGGAAGUUUGGAGAUCAUACAACUGUUACUAAAAAACGGCGCGGAUAUGAAUUUACGGGGUGACAUAAGCGACAAUUUAACGGCGAUUGAAUAUGCAGUUCAGCUUGACAAUUUUGAAGCGUACGCAAUUUUGGCAAGUUCUGAGGCGAGUAAGAAGAAAUUAAUGGAGCUGGAGCCAUCGUUGAUGUGCAUUGCCCUGAAACACAACAGCAAAAAAAUUGUCGAGGCGUAUUUGAACGAAAAUGUGGACGUUAAUUAUCGGUCUAAGGAUUAUGGAUCGUAUCUUCACUGCGCAGUUCACGGCGGAAAUCCGGAAACAAUUGAACGGCUGCUGGAUUACGGGGCAGAGAUAAAUUACUCGUGUAAUUAUAAUAAUGGUACGGGCUUGUGGGACUCUUGUGAUUUGACGGCAUUACAAAUCGGUGUUAUUUUUAAUAAAUCGGGGAUUGUUAAAUUAUUGACAAAGAGGCAUGCUAAUGUGAAUCUAAAGGCAGAUAAUGAUACUGCGGCUUUGGGAUUAGCUAUUUCGAUGACAUGCCAUGAUGACGUUAUUAAUGAUCUUCUGAACGCUGGGGCUGAUAUCGAUGACGUUGAUUUAUCUAAAUACGUAGGACGGGAUUCUAUUAAAAAGCUGAUUGAAAAACACGCUGUUAAAUUGGAUGUUGCUCAAUUAGGUGUCAGUGAAAAAUACGCUAAAGCUAUAGCGAGUGAUUUGACUUUUAGGAGUGAGUGUAAAAAGGAAAUUGAAAUUAUGAAGGACACUAGAGUAGGGGAUAGUAAUGUUAAAUUUUAUGAUCUGUUGAGGAAGAAUAUUCACCAAUUGGCAUUGUAUGCGAAAUAUGGUGUUGUUAAACUGGAAGUUCUUGAGCAACAGUCGGUUGAACAGUUUGCGCUGUAUGCUGGAAUUUUGUGCAGUAGAUUUUGGAAAGGUGUUGAAAGGAAAAAUUUGAUUGACGGAGUUGAAGAGUUUGUUUAUGAUGUUUUUUAUGUUUUGCCAAAUACUGUCGUGAGAAAUUUGUUUUAUUAUUUGGAGGAUAGAGAUUUGGAUAUUUUGAAAAAUAAUUUGUAA